CUGUGGAACAUUUUAGAGAUUGACGACUUCCAAACACUCGGCAUUGCACCAUACACUCAGCCAUGGCAGGAGGGAAGCAUACUCUCCUCAUUUGAACGGAUACCAAACAUAUUUGGAAGACUAGCCUACACAGGAAGAAUAUUGAAUAUCGAUAUGGAGACACGAAAGAUAACCUACACGCAACCAUGCAACUGCCCAUUUCAAGCAAGAAAUGGACGAGAGGUCUAUGCAGCACUCAAAGCUCCAAGAUUGAUGAAACAAAUAUAUCGCAAUGGUCGUUUAUGGAUCGUUGCUGAAACUAUGGCUCAUAUGGGUGUAGCCGUUAGUAUUUGGACUGUUUUCAACCAUACAUGGCAGUACAUUAUGGAAAUAAAGGCUAACUAUCGCGACAUCACCAUGGAUGUAACCGGAAGCGACACAGCAAUUGUUCUCAUAAAAGAACCUCUAAUCGAUGAUGCAGCUUUUACUAAAGUAAAAGUGAAAAGUUUACUGAUGCUAAGACUUGGGAGCGUUCCACGACUGACCACAAUUGCUCUGUUUGAUGUGCUUGAUGGACCGUACUCUCAUGAACUCGAUGAGCAUCUGCGAUUGAUGUUAGAAAAACGUUACAAUUGA
Molecule: messenger RNA, 615 nt
Organism: Cylicostephanus goldi
Lineage: Eukaryota; Metazoa; Nematoda; Chromadorea; Rhabditida; Strongylidae
Source: the annotation of a GenBank genome assembly